Messenger RNA from Colossoma macropomum (tambaqui), 2531 nucleotides. RefSeq names its product LRAT domain containing 2a (gene lratd2a). The coding region runs from base 659 to 1483 and encodes 274 amino acids. The record is from RefSeq and is a predicted model, not a curated record. Lineage: Eukaryota; Metazoa; Chordata; Actinopteri; Characiformes; Serrasalmidae. The transcript is spliced from 2 exons.
GCGGGAUACUAUCAGCCAAUCACAGCACGAGGGGCGGGGCUUGUCUGAAUACUGGUAGGGGGAAAAAAUGAAGUCUCGUCUGGUUAAAACGCACACAUGAGCUCAGCUGCUUGAUUUGCCUCAGUCAGGGCUGUUUGAGUGGUUAACAGGUUGUUCAGUGAAACAGCGCUACCGCUUUAAACGAGGAGCUCUCUCUCUCUCUCUCUCUCUCUCUCUCUCUCUGUCUCUGUCAGUCAGUCUGGCACGCCGUGUGUCAGUCCGUCGGUCAUGAACUUUUCCGUGCGAAACGCUGGUUGUCCUCUAAGCUAUGGAGCUGACAGGUUUUGCCGGCUCUCUCGGCUCAGUUAGCUGAUGCAGUCUGGCGGUUCAGCGCAACUUUGGGCGAGUCGAGAACCUGCGUGGAUGAUCUGCAGAAAUCAGGAACUGAACCUCACCACAUCGGUGAGUUGUGGCCACUGGACGUCUUCAAAGUCACCGCCUCAAACUUCUGAAGUAGAGUAGCCUGUGUUGUUACACGGUGUAUUCAAACUACGGCAGUGCGGUUGUGGGUGAAGCAUGGGUGCGUAAAGCGGGAUUGUUUUUUAGGAGUGAGUGAAAUCUUCAGCAGAUCAGCGGAGAGUGCGUGGUUCUCCUGGAGCUCCGGCUGCUCCUCUUUAGCAUGGGGAACCACGGAGACAAGCCCGCUCCUCUGACUUACGCCGAAGUCCCCACGGCUGAUCCGGAUCCAGGAGAGGACACCCCGAGGAUUGGCGUGUCAUAUGUUUUCGCCACGGAUGACGACGACGACGACGAGGAGGACCAGGACCAGGACCGCGACGAGCAGGGAGAGGAGAAGAGGGACUGGCCAGAAGGAGAGCGCAGGAGGCGGGAGGAUGAGCUGCCCUGCGCCGUGUACCACAGGGACGAGUGUGUGUAUGAAAAGAAGAGUCCAGCUGAGACUUUGGCUCCAGAGCAGUUGCUCCAGACCUGCAGGCCAGGGGAUCUGGUGGAGUUUGUGGCUGCUGGGCAGUAUCCACAUUGGACUGUGUAUGUUGGAGGGUCCCAGGUGGUCCACCUCCACCGGGCUGAAGUAAAGAGCAGUUUCCUGGGCCAAGCCAGCCAGGGCAGAAGAGGCAGGGUGGUCAACGAGGUCUACAGGUAUAGACCUCUCAGCCCAGAUGUGGUGGUACAGAAAGCCUUGGAGCAGGUAGGCAUCACGGGCAGAGAUCUAAGCUGGAGGAACUCGGAGUGUUUCGCUGCCUGGUGCAAGUUUGGUAGGAGGGAGUUCAAGAUGGGUGGGGAACUGAGGAUAGGCAAGCAGCCGUACAGGUUGAAGCUGCUCUUGCCGGGCAAGCAGUGCCAUGUGCUGGAGUUUCAGAGUUUGGAGGACUUGAUUAUGGAGAGGAGAAGGAACGAUCAGAUUGGCAAAGUGGCUGUGAUCCAGGAGCUGGCCAGUCAUUUAAACCAUGAAGGAGGAGGCAGGGGUGAAGCGAAGGGUCAUUGACCUGAGCCCUGAAACGUGGACCUUUUAGGCAGAGUGCUUCACUUGCCUGAGGCGAAUCUGGCCAUUUCGAGACAGAUGGAGAGAUGAGGAUAGUUAAGCGACUGUCCAAAUUGAAGCCGCUCUUGCCGGGAAAGAAGUGCCAUGUGCUGGAGUUUCACAGUUGGAAGGACUUGAACCAUAACGGAGUAAGCUGGGGUGAACCAUAAAGGUCACUGCCCUGAAUUUUGGACCUCUUUGCUGCUUUGAAAUUUUGGAUCACCUCCUAUGUUCCACUUUCAGAAUUUCUGCUAUUUUCAGAAUAUGUGUUUCACCCAAUCAAGUUUGGUUUGAUCUGAUGAAGGUAAAAGUGUUAGUUUCAAGCAGGUCUAUGGUUCUGUACUCUACAGUGUGUUUAUUUCAUUGCUGUUGAGCCUCAUAAUGAUUCUCAAAAAGUAGUCAGGAUGUGGUUUAGCCUUACUAUGCCUUUCAAAAACAAAUGGUAGUUAAAUGGUAUGUUAAAUUGUUCCAGAAAACAGCUUGGUAAAUUCUCAUUGUAACUUAACGUACUUGCAAAUAAUCUUGUUUUAAAGCAUGGCCACACAACAUGAACUUUGCUAAUGAAACAAUUUGUCUGUUUUGUGGACUUGAAAAUGCAAAUGUAGCAUGAGGCCUUGGGGUCUUAAUAUGCAGCAUUUCGUUUUUAGGUCAAAAAGGUCUUUUGUGACAGUCUCUCAAAUGCUGGGUCAAACAGUUUAUUUAUAAUGUGACCUUAUUUUUCUAAUGUGUGUGUGUGUCCCACUGUGUUAGAACAUUUUUCAAAUUCUAAAUACAGCUGCUUCACAGAAACACAUUAUUUAGUAGGUCUAAAGUGUUCUAACCAUGAUGUUCAGGCAGAGUGAGUAACAUGCAGUAGCCUAAUGUGCAGAAGUCAGAGACCACCCUUCAUUUGAUUAAUUUCCUUAAUUGCCAUUAUGUUAUUCAUUUUUCAUCAUCAGGAAAAAUAAAAACAUGCAGAAGAACAUGUUUAUCAGAACAUUACAUAGAAGCCUCGGAAACUAAAUAAAAACAG